Molecule: messenger RNA, 2826 nt
Organism: Lachancea fermentati
Lineage: Eukaryota; Fungi; Ascomycota; Saccharomycetes; Saccharomycetales; Saccharomycetaceae
Source: the annotation of a GenBank genome assembly
AUGACGAAAGAGAUCAAGAAAAGAAGAGUCGAGGACUCUUUACUGGCCACUAAGAGAAAGGUCCCCGCAUCCAAGGUUUUUUCACCUUUCCGGGUGGUUGGCAACGUUUCCAAUGGUGUUCCAUUUGCGGUGGGUACUUUGGGGUCAACUUUUUACAUCGUCACCAGUGUUGGGAAAACAUUUCAAAUUUACGAUGCAAGCAACCUGCAUCUUUUGUUUAUUUCUAGUCAAGAAACUGAAACUUCUAUCACAUGUCUAGCCACACACUUUCACUAUGUGCUUGCAGGUUUUUCGAACAAAGUAGGAAUUUACAGAAGAGGAAAAGUUGAACAUUUGAUAGAGCUGCCAGUCAAAGGCAUUGUGGUACAGCACUUGUGUAUGUUCGGUGAUUUUUUGUGUGCAUCAGCCAACAACAAUACGAUUUAUGUGUACAAAAAGAACGCGGUGAAUGAGAAGUGUCCUACUAGCUACUACACCGAACUGAAAGUGUCUAGUUUGCAGGGCGGAGAAAUCGUUUCUUUGAUCCAUCUACCAACCUACCUGAAUAAAGUUAUAGUUGUUACCAAGUCCAACAUUCUUCUUUACAAUAUCCGCUCAGGUAAAUUGUUGUUUUCAUCAGACGAGUUUCCCGAUCAGAUUACAGCCGCAGAACCGGCUCCUGUUCUAGAUAUAGUGGCACUGGGUACAGUUAGUGGGGAAAUUAUCAUGUAUAAUAUCAGAAAAGGUAAGAAAGUCCGUACUAUCAAGAUGCCAGCCCCGGUAUCGUCACUUUCGUUUAGAACAGACGGUUCGGAACAUUUGGCUGUGGGAUCAACCACGGGAGAUUUGAUAUUCUAUGACCUAGAACGCCGUACUAGAAUUCAUAUUUUGAAGAAUAUUCACAGAGAAGCUUAUGGCGGUGUUUCUAAAGCGUGCUUCCUCAAUGGCCAGCCCAUUGUAGUCACAACUGGUAAUGACAAUCAGUUGAAGGAAUAUGUGUUUGAUCCAUCAUUGUCUCAGAACGACUCUGAAAGUGUUGUUCAACCUCCACGAUUUUUAAGAUCGAGAGGUGGACACUCUCUACCUCCUACAUGCAUAGCAUUUGCCGAUUCGCAAUCACAUUUCAUCCUCUCUUCGUCAAGAGAUAGAUCAUUGUGGGGAUUCUCUUUGAGAAAAGAUGCACAAUCGCAGGAACUAUCCCAACGACUUCACAAGAAGAAGGAUGGUUCCAGAAUUGGAGGUAGCACAAACGGUGAAAAGUUCCCCGAAAUCAUCACUUUCUCAAUAGAAAAUGCCAGGCAGGGUGAAUGGGAGAACAUUCUAACCGCUCACAAGGAUGAAAAAUUUGCUAGAACUUGGAAUUCAGCUACCAAACGUGUUGGAAGGUGGACUUUGGCAACAAUUGAUGAAGGAUACGCGAAAUGUACUGCGAUUUCCCCGUGCGGUAAUUUCGGCUUUGUUGGUUCUUCGAACGGUGGAAUUGGUGUGUAUAACUUACAAAGUGGUUUGCCCCGUAAAAAGUAUAAGCUGCAUAAAAAAGCUGUGUCUGGUAUUGCAGUAGAUGGUAUGAAUAGGAAAAUGGUAUCUUGUGGCUUAGAUGGUAUCAUUGGUUUUUAUGACUUUAGCAAGUCCCAAUACCUAGGAAAGCUCACACUUAACGCACCCAUCACCUCGUUGGUAUACCACCGGUCAUCCGACUUGUUUGCGGUAGCUCUUGAUGACUUUUCUAUUGUGGUAAUAGAUGCUGUGACGCAAAAAGUCGUUCGUCAAUUGUGGGGUCACACUAAUAGAAUUAGCGCUUUUGAUUUUUCCCCUAAUGGCAGAUGGAUUGUAUCAACUUCUCUUGAUUCCACAAUCAGAACGUGGGACUUACCAACUGGCAGUUGUAUUGAUGGCGUUAGAUUGGACUGCGUUGCAACUAAUCUUAGAUUUUCACCCAAUGGUGAUUUGCUGGCAACAACCCACGUCAAUGGUAAUGGUAUUGCUCUCUGGACUAAUCGAGCACAGUUCAAAUCCGUGCCAACUAAACAAGUAGAUGAAAGUGAUUUUGCGCAUGUUUUACUCCCCAAUUCUUCAGGUGAGGGCGGAGCUUCUGUACUAGAUGGAGCCUUCGACGAUAAAGAUGAGGACACUUCUCAAAAUGAGAUUUACGGGGUGUACAAAUCAAUGAACCAAAUCAAUAAUGAUUUGAUCACACUGUCUUUGGGACCUAGGAACAAGUUAAAUACUCUCUUGAAUCUGGAUGUCAUUAAGCAACGGUCAAAACCAGCUGAACCACCAAAGAAACCUGAAAAAGCACCUUUCUUUUUGAAAAUUGCCGGGGAAAAAGUUGGUGAUGAUGCGUUAGUCAGGGAAAAUGGACCAAAUGCCCAUGGUUCAUCUACUACUGGUGCUGAAUCUGAGGACAAACAAUUAAAUGCAGAACGAGAGUUGGCAACGUUUAAACCAAUUGGAAAUGUCGGUUUCGAGUCAUCGUUUACUAGACUUUUGAGAGAAGGACAUCAAUCAGGCAGUUACUCUGAGUUUUUGGAAAACCUUGUAAGGCUUCCUCCCUCCUCUAUUGAUUUGGAAAUUAAAUCCUUGAACUCAUUUGAGCCCUUUGAUGAGAUAGUGUGGUUUGUCGAAGCGAUAUCAGAAGGUUUGUCAACUAAUACAAAUUUUGAACUUUAUGAAGCGUACAUGAGCUUGCUUUUGAAAUCACAUGGCGAUGUCAUACAUGCGAACAAUAAGAUCCCAAAGAUAUAUGAAGCUUUUGAAAAAUGGAAUCGCAAUCAUUGCAAGGAAAACAGGUUAGAUGAGCUAGUUAAGUUUUGUUCUGGCGUCAUUAAUUUCAUUUCGACGUCUUGA